Actinia tenebrosa (Australian red waratah sea anemone) is the source of this 6922-nucleotide messenger RNA. RefSeq lists its product as uncharacterized. Gene Ontology annotation, molecular function: calcium ion binding; laminin binding. NCBI's taxonomy places the organism in Eukaryota, Metazoa, Cnidaria, Anthozoa, Actiniaria, Actiniidae. Gene Ontology annotation, biological process: morphogenesis of an epithelium; nerve development; axon guidance. Gene Ontology annotation, cellular component: sarcolemma; dystroglycan complex; dystrophin-associated glycoprotein complex. The record is from RefSeq and is a predicted model, not a curated record.
UGCUCAUUAUUGGCGUCGCGUCUUCUCCAAACACUGCAAGACUUCUGUCCUCUUGUGUCCACAAAAUACUCCAUUGGACCCAACUCAAACCUUUGUUUAGGAGUAUUUAAUAUUCAAGAGACACCGUCCUCGGUGUUUUGAUUGAAAUACGUAUUCUUUUGGGGAAUUUUGAGCCAUAGUUAGCAGAGGAAUGAACAGUUCCCCUCAAGAAUACAGGAGACCUUAGCAACAAUAAUCAAGAAUACUUCUUAAGAGGAAUACACUAAAGAACUGCAUUUMAGUAUGAAAAUAGAAACAUUUUUAAUUGUUAGUCUCACUGUAGGACUUUCAGUAGCUGAAUCAAAUAAGCAAGAGACACUAAAUUCAAGACAGAGAUUACCAAAUAUAGUGGCUAUUGUUGGGAAACAUUUCACAUAUUCACUACCAAGGGAUAGUCAUUCAAAAUAUAUGGUGACCGAAGAAGGCAAGAAAUCCCUACCGAAAUGGCUUUCAUUCGACUCCAAAAACAACGAGCUUUUCGGCGUGCCUUCGUGGAGAGACAAAGGCACAUAUCACUUAGAACUACGCAGUACAACUACAGAGCAUUUUACUCUUUACGUUAAAGACUUACACGAUGUCGCAACAAACCCUGCUCUAAGGAACUCCAACAUCACCAAGGUGCCUCUGGUGCAUGAAGCAAUUUGUUAUAAUGGGCUUCCUGUGGCUGCUGCUACUAUAAUAUUUGAUCUUCACGCAGGAAAAUUGAGCGGGAAAGACAGGAUUGCGCUGUUACGACGAGUGGCAGCCUUUGCAGAUGUGGAUGUGGAGAAUCUACGUAUGUCGCUUGGUAAAGGACAUAAUACAGCUUUGAACCUGAAGGAUGUUAUGAUGCUCACUGCGGGACCUGGAAAUGUUCGCGAGGCUAAGGAACCAGGUGUUGUGGUGUCGUGGCAGAUAGGAUGUGGUAUUGACGUUGCUGGUACCCGAGUUGCUUCACUGUUGAAGUCAAGUGCUGAGACCGGAGCUUUUGACCAAGCCUUGUCCUCCCCAGUCUCCAGCUGGCAUAUUACCACAGGAUUCCCAAAAGGACCUCGCAGACGUACUCGCAGACAAGUCAUUAUACCUCUCUUCCCUACCCCAACACCUUCCAAGAAGCCCUUCAUUCCUGGUAAGGUUCCAGGGAUAACUGCAACACCUACAGCUACGAUUGCACCUCCAGCCUCUCGAGUAAGCAAAGUGACCGUUAUCAUCCCAACACCGACAACCGUCAUGCCUGAAAAGACAGUCAUGCCCAACACAAUGCCGCUUGUCAGGAAUGCUUUCAGACCAAUAUCUGUUAUAGCAGGUCAGAUGUUACGUUACCAAGUGCCAUCCAACACCUUCUUUGAUGCAGAGGACGGCAACACCAAAGCGUUGUCCUUGAGGAUGUUUUCUUUAACUGGAGGCAGCAUUGCUUCUUCUUCGUGGAUUCUCUUGAACGGUGCCUCACAGGAAAUCUACGGCCUUGGAAUGACAGGCCAAAUUGGAUCACAUGAUUUCGUAGUAUCUGCUAUUGACUCGGGAGGAUUGAGCGGCCAGAGUCCUCUAACUGUGAACGUUCAAAGGGAUACCCACCAGUACAACCAUGAAUUCACUCUCGAAUUGAACAUUGACAAUGCUGCGUUUUCUAACAAUGUGGAGCUCCGGCUUGAACUCCUAGACAAGCUGGCUACAUAUUUUGGGGUGAAUGCGGAUGACAUUCGUGCGUUUUCCUACGGGCCAGGUGUAGUUUUCAAAUUCCGCUUUGCACACGUGCCUCCUCAACCUUGCGACGGUGCGAUUCUUAAAGGUCUGAUCGACAAAUUUGGAAUAAGAAGUAUAAACCCCGCCCUGGUAACAGCUCUUGGAUCGAGAUUCGCAUUCAAAUCGGGAUCUUAUAGACUUUUGGGUCCCUGUACCAACGGCCCUGUGGUCAGGAAUGGCAUCACUCAAAUUAAUGCCAUAUCCGGACAAGCUCUCGAGUACAUUGUACCUCAGAACACUUUCUACGAUAUUGAAGAUGGGUACAAUUUGCGUCUGGAACUGCUGACCGAAGGCCUUGCGUUAUUGCAGCCGAUAUCGUGGGUCUUAAUCGACAGUGCCAACAGAAAGAUAUAUGGGCUGCCCAUGGAAGAUAUGGUUGCAAAUCACAAGUUUACUCUCCAGGCAACUGAUUCUGAUAACCAAAAAGUGCGAAACCAAUUCAACCUGGAUGUCAAGGCAGAUAGCAGCCAAUACAACCACGAGUUUACCCUAGUCUUGAAUAUAGACAACGUAGAAUUCACCAGAAAUGUUGCCAAACGUCUUUCACUUCUUCAUGACAUCGCUAAUUAUUUCAAGACUGACGUUAAAGACGUUCGAGUGACCAACUUUGGUCCGGGUGUCACUUUCUCCUUCAGAUUUAGCAACGUGCCGUACAAUGACUGUAAAGGACGGCUAAUGACAUUGAUUGACAUGUUUGGCAAAGACGGCAUUAACCCGAACUUCCAACGCGAACUGCAGAACAAAUUUCCAAUAACCAGAGGAACGUACAAGCUGCUAGGUCCUUGUAAAAAGGCUGAUAACACAGGUCCCACUGUGGCUAACCCUAUUAGGACCAUCCCAGACGUAUUUGCUGGCCAAGUGUUUACGUAUCGGUUACCACGUGAUACCUUUGUCGACAGGGAAGAUGGCGACGCUUCGAAACUUAAUCUCAAACUCAUGGCAUUCGGUGGAGUUAAGAUUCCUUCGAGUUCCUGGGUCUUGCUUGAUGGGCCAGAUCUGAAGCUCUACGGUCUCCCUAUGGACAUCCAGAUAGGUGAUCACGAGUUUGAUCUGUUGGCAGUGGACAGUGGGGGAUUAAAAGCCAAGGACAAGUUCACAAUACCCGUCAAAAGAGACCCUUCUCGCUUCAACCAUGUCUUCAGCUUUUUGUUUGAUUCUUUUGACAAGUCUAUUUUUUCAAGUAACGUGGCAGUGCGAACUGAACUAAUGGAAAAGCUUGCCACUCACUUUGGUAUAAAUCUCGAUAGACUCCGUGUUACUUCCUACUACCUAGAGCCGAAAGGAAUAAGGUUUAACUUCCAAAUCGCGGGCAUCCCACACAAGGAAUGUCAAAAUCCAGAACUGCUGAAAGCUAUUAACGCUUUUGGCAAAACGUCUCUAACCGCGUCUUUCAUUACGGCUCUGGCACCUAAGUUCGUUGUGAAGACAGGAAACUACACGCUUCUUGAUGUCUGUGCUGAAAAUGUGAAGCCAUCCAUCAAGAAUGGCAUCCUACCACGGGGUAGGCCAUUAGUAACAUUUGGAGGGCGCGUAUUGUACUAUACUAUUCCAGCUGACGCAUUCAUCGACCCAGAGGAGGGUAACACCAGGAACCUCAAGCUUCGUCUUCUCAGACCUGAUGGUACUCCAAUCCCAAUUGAUUCAUGGAUCAGGUUUGAUACUGACAAACAAGAGUUCCAGGCACUGCCUUUAGGGUCUCAGGUUGGUACUCAUCGUUUUGUUGUCGAGGCUGAAGACUCUAAAGGUGGCAAAGUGAAUGAUACGUUAGUGCUGAAUGUGGAUGAAGAUCCAAAGAAAUACACCCAGAAAUUCACCUUGUUUCUUGACUACGACAACAAGAAAUUCAAUGAUGAUGUGAAAGUUCGACUAAGUCUAGUCGAUAUAUUGGCCAACCACUUCAAAGUUCCAAGGGAAAACAUUCGAGUGGUUUCGUAUGGUGAUGGAGUGAAGUUCUCGUUCUACAUCGAUAACGUACCCAUGAGUCCAUGCAACCAUCCUCGAAGGACCCAGGUCGUAAACAUGUUUGGCAGGAAUCGUAGAAUCAAUAAAGAUUUAGAGAGGGCUCUUUCAUCGAUGUUCCCUGUCAAAAAUAUCGAAUACGAAGCACUUGGCCCCUGUCAUCCGUCCGGAAAUAUUGGUCCUAUCCUGAACAAGCCUAUUGGCACCCUUCAAGUGAACGCAGGCAAAGGAACUAUCUUCAAAAUACCUUACGAUACUUUCUUGGACGCCAACGAGAUCAACACUAGGUAUCUGAAUCUCAAGCUGAGGACAGAAAACGACAAACGAAUCCCGUCCAAUUCUUGGAUCGUUUUUCUGAACACGCAAGAGAUCUACAUGCUGCCUGAUAAACCAGAUAUUGGCCAACACAAGUAUAUCCUCAAGGCAUUUGACUCCGAAAAAGAAAAGGCAGAGGACAGCGUUACAAUUGAGGUGAUGAAACCCGUACCAGUAUCAACGGAGUUUACCUUGGACUUAGCCAUACCGAAGAAGCCAUUCAUGAACAAUGUGGAAAUUCGUAUAAAGCUGCUUGACAAACUGGCUAAAUUUUUUGGAGUCAAGUUAUCUGAUGUCAAUGUUCUGACGUACGGUCCUGAAGGGUCAGGUAUCCGGUUCAAAUUUGGCCUGUCUGAUUUCCCCCCACUUGUGUGCAACCAUCCAUUAGUAUUGAAGUACGCUGAUCUCUUUGGAAUCGAUAAUCCAACUCCAGAGCUAAAAAGAGCUUUAGGUAACGAAUUCAAUGUCAAGAAUGCGAAGGUCGAACAAGUUGGGGUCUGUAAACCAAAACCGUUGAAUACCCCACCUCGACGUGUCAAUGAUAUUGGUCGCCUCAACUUGUUUGAUGGCCAAGGGUUGAUUUAUACCAUACCUUUUGACGCUUUCUAUGACAAGGAAGACAAAAGUACCAGAAACCUGAGUCUAACUCUAAGGGUCGCUGAAGAUGACGAUGAUACCCUGCUGCCUACAUCAUGGAUCCUCUUAAAUUCUACCACACAGCAGAUAUAUGCCUUACCGAUGGCUGAGUCUCUGGGUAUGAAUAAGUUUUUCCUUGAAGCCAGAGAUUCGGGUGGGUUAGUGGAAUAUGAUGCCUUCGAAAUGUUGGUCGAGGAAGACAACAGCCCUUUCAACCAUAAGUUUACUCUCUUCUUGGACCACGAUAACGCAACGUUUUUGAACAAUGUUGUUGUGCGUUUGAGACUGGUGCAGAAGCUUGCAGAUUACUUUGGAGUCAAUAUAUCGAAUAUUAGAGUAGAUGAGUAUGGACCAGGUCCAUUCGUAACCUUCCACUUCGACCACGUACCCUAUAGUCCUUGUGAUAUAGUCGCGAUGAAUCGAUUGACAGACAAGUUUGGUGUGGAUAAGGUUAACCCGGCACUCGAUGCAGCGGUGGGACCUGAGUAUCGUGUGGCUGAUGGAUCCUAUGUUAUGAUGCCGCCCUGCACUGGAAAUGUCGGUGCUGUGACUGGUGCCAGGAGAGGCGUAUGGUGGACAGCAACCUUAAUACCCGUGAUCGUACUGGGUAUAUUGUUACUUCUCCUCGGGCUGUGCCUUUUGUUUGUCAUGCGUCGUAGACGACGAGGACUUAGUGGUGACGACAGGAAAACCUUCAUCUACAAACGAAAACCAGUUGUGUUCAAAGAAGAAUAUGACGUGAAAGAAAAUUUGUUAAAGCAGCCGUUGGUACUUCCCAAUGAGAAGCCCCCUCUGCCGCCUCCGGCUUACCCUAGAACACCUAAUGGCAGUGCUGUGACCACACCGAUGUUGGGAGAAGAAAGACGUGCUUACCAGGCACCAUCAUUCACGUCCAGUCGACAAAUGAGUUCAAAUGGUAGUAGUGGGGGGAUGAUGGCGUCUGGCGGAGGAGGAGGAGGAGCUGCUGCUGGUGGUGGUGGUAUGGGUGCUGGUAGUGGUGGUAUGGGUGGUGGUGGCGGUGGUAUGGGUGCUGGUAGUGGUGGUAUGGGUGGUGGUGGCGGUGGUAUGGGUGCUGGUAGUGGUGGUAUGGGUGGUGGUGGCGGUGGUAUGGGUGCUGGUAGUGGUGGUAUGGGUGGUGGUGGCGGUGGUGCAGGUAUGGGUGGAGAGGGAGGAGGUGCUGGAGGAGCUAUGUCUGGGGGAGCUGGCGGUGGUGCCAUGAGCGCAAGCAAGUCCUCUUCAUACAGUUACAGCAGCAGCAGCAACUCAAACAGCGCAAGGAAAGGAGCAUAUUCUGGAUACAGACUACCGCCUGCCUACGUGCCACCUUAAAAAGAUAGCUACAUCCUAGACAGUGAAAUUGGUUACGAUUACCUGUUAGAAACAUACUUUGAGAAGAACCUCGGCGAAAAGCUAAAGACGAACAAUAAUCUGAAAAAAAAUUGCAAGAUAUUGAAAGCGGUAGAAUAGCUGCUGAAAGACAUAAAGAUUGAAUGGUCGUCCUAUUGCUGGUGUCAUGUAGCAUACAAACAUCUUAAAAAGCUCACAUAACCUAAGUAUAUCCUUGAACGUAUACCCACACCAUUAUAAAGGUCAAGGUGAGCAAACAAARUUUAGCCCUGCUUUUCUCAAUGUUGUAUCUUUAAGAAUCUUUAAAAGCGAGGUGUUGAUAACGGUACAUGCAAAGAAUAUAUUGUCAAUCUAUAUAAAUAUUUAGGGAUAAAAUGAUUUUUAGGCGUCUUUAUACUCAAGGGUGGUCAGUCACGUGACCUCCGUGAUGACUUCAUAUUACGAGAAAAUAUAUAUAUUCAGCUGAAAAAAUUCAAGUAAAUCAUAAAAUCAGCAUUGAGCCAAGCAGGAGGUGUCAUUUAAACGGACAGAGCACGUGAACAUGACAAAACUUUGUUUUAUACAGUUUAUACAUAUUUAGCCGAAAAUUAGCGGCAAACGUAUUAAGCCGUCGUUUGCAAUCUGCAACCAGUCAGCGGUCUUAUGAUGCACCUUGCUAUUUUUGUUCUAAACAGUGUGCUUUUGGAUACAAGCUUGGCAAACGGCCAUGUUGGAUGACAUCAAAAAUAUAAUGGCGGCUGUAACUAGUAAUGGUUAACAGACUCGAGCUAAUUCAGUGCCCUAUUUCACUAUGGCGUCACUGCUUGUUUAUGUGGGGAGAGAAAAUUCAGCACAAUUGCUCCUAGCGAAACAGUUUAAUCUAAAAUGGCCUGGUUUUCAGAUAUAAAAUGUGUUAAUAUGUAUU